Messenger RNA from Seriola aureovittata, 3872 nucleotides. It is a transcript of the gene mybpc3, whose product is annotated as myosin binding protein C3. NCBI's taxonomy places the organism in Eukaryota, Metazoa, Chordata, Actinopteri, Carangiformes, Carangidae. Gene Ontology annotation, molecular function: protein binding. The record is from RefSeq and is a predicted model, not a curated record. The transcript has 29 exons.
GUUGGGCCUAGAAAAAGAAUGUCAGGAGAGGUGGGAUGGUUCAUGAAAGGAGGGGAGGCCAUUUGCAAGCAGCAGCACUAUUAAAGGCAGAGGGUUGAGAUAGACAGCAGACUGUUUAGGAAAAGUGAGUCACACUGUGGAGGAGUAGAGACCAUUCAGGAUGCCAGAGCCAGUCAAAAAAGCAGACGCUCCAGCUAAAGCCCCUACUGAUGGACCCGGGGAGUCCAGUGUAGAACCACAACCGGCCCCGGCUCCACCUGCAGCAGCACCCACAGGGGAAGAGACCGCUGCCCCAGCACAUGCUGCUCCUCCAGCUGAGGAUGCACAGCCUCCAGACACCAGACAGGAUCUGACUGGACUCUUCACAGAGAGACCCCAGACCGGAGAAGUCACUGUAGGUGAAAACAUCACGUUUGUGGCCAAAGUCAAUGCUGAAUCGCUGCUGAAGAAACCCACCAUCAAGUGGUUCAAAGGGAAAUGGAUGGACCUCGCCAGCAAGUCUGGAAAACACCUGCAGCUAAAGGAGAUGUAUGACCGCAACACGAAGAUCUACACGUUUGAGAUGCAGAUCAUGGCUGCCAAGCCUAACUUUGCUGGAGCAUACAGAUGUGAGGUUUCAUCCAGGGACAAGUUUGACAGCUGUAAUUUUGAGUUGAGUGUGCAUGAGGCAAGAGCUGCUGAAGGCUUUGACAUAAGAGCAGCCUUCAGGCGCACUAGCACAGAUGGAAAAGAAGACUCGGGAGAGCUGGACUUCAGCACAUUAUUAAAAAAAAGGUAAGAAAAAAAAAAGCCAGGCACAGAGCCUGACGUGGACGUGUGGGAGAUUCUCAGCAAAGCUCCUGCUUCAGAAUACGAGAAGAUCGCUUUUCAGUAUGGCAUUACCGACCUCAGAGGCAUGCUGAAGAGACUGAAGAAGAUGAAGAAGGAAGAGAAAAAGAGCCAAGCUUUCCUCAAAAAGAUGGAUCCUGCCUACCAAGUGACAAAGGGGCAUAAAAUAAAACUAGCUGUUCAGGUCGCCAAUCCAGAUGUUGAUGUGAAAUGGCUGAAGAACGGGAAAGAAAUUCAACCAACUGGAAGGUACAUAUUUGAGAGUGUUGGCAACAUGCGCUACCUCACCAUCAACCACUGCUCCUUGGCAGAUGAUGCUGCAUACUGCUGUGUGGUGGGGGAGGAGAAAUGCACCACUGAGCUCUUUGUUAAAGAGCCUCCUGUCCUGAUUGUGAAGAAUCUGGAGGAUCAGAUGGUCAUGAAGGGUGAGCGGGUGGAGUUGGAGUGCGAAGUCUCAGAGGAAGGAGCCAAUGUUAAAUGGGAGAAAGACGGUGUGGAACUGACAAGAGACGAGUCUUUCAAGUACCGCUUCAAGAAAGACGGCUGCAAACAUAUUCUGAUCAUUAAUGAGGCCACAAAAGAAGACUGCGGCCACUACAAGGUUAAAACAAAUGGCGGCGAGUCGAUGGCUGAGCUCAUGGUGCAGGAGAAAGACCUGGAGGUCUACCAGAGCAUUGCAGACCUCACAGUGAAGGCGAAGGACCAGGCAGUUUUCAAGUGUGAGGUGUCAGAUGAGAACGUGAGGGGAACCUGGUAUAAGAAUGGCGUAGAGGUCAAGUCCGAUGAGAGAGUGAAUAUCACACAUAUUGGCAGGAUCCACAAACUGACCAUUGAUGAUGUCAAACCAGAGGACGAGGGGGACUAUAAUUUUGUGCCAGAUGGCUACGCUUUCAACCUUUCCGCCAAACUCAAUUUCUUGGAGGUGAAGAUCGAUUAUGUGCCGCGCCAAGAUCCUCCUAAGAUCCACCUGGACUGUAUGGGUCGUACUGCCGACUCAACCAUCGUGGUGGUGGCUGGCAACAAACUGCGUCUUGACGUCCCGAUCACUGGAGAUCCUGCUCCCACAGUGGUCUGGACCAAGGGAGAGAAGGUGGUCACCGAGGGAGACGGUAGGGUCCAUGUCGAAACCACCAAGGGCCACUGUGUCUUCACCAUCGAGGGGGCUGAGAGGCAGGACGAGGGAAUCUACUCUGUUGUGGUUCGAAACCCUGCUGGGGAGGACUGUGCAGAUAUCAAUGUGAAAGUUGUUGAUGUUCCAGAUCCUCCCCAGACUCCCAGAGUCCUCAGCGUGGGAGAGGACUCCUGUGUUAUCCAGUGGGACCCACCUCGGUUCGAUGGUGGACAACCCAUCAUUGGCUAUGUGGUGGAGCGGAAGAAGAAGCAGAGCUACAGGUGGAUGAGGCUGAACUUUGACCCUUACCCCGACACCACCUAUGAAGCCAAGCGGAUGAUUGAAGGAGUGGCGUAUGAAAUGCGAAUCUAUGCUGUCAACGGCAUUGGCAUGUCUCGUCACAGCCCUGCCUCGCAGCCAUUUGUGCCAGUCGCCCCUACAAGUGAGCCCAUGGGACUGGUUGUCGAAGACAUCAGUGACACUUCUAUCUCGCUGAAGUGGCGGCCGCCUGAGAGGAUCGGCUCGGCUGAACUCGAGGGUUAUGGGGUUGAGUACUGCAAGGAGGGCACUGAUGAAUGGAUACCAGCCAUUCAGGGUCUGACUGAGAGGACAUCCCUGAUUGUCAGAGACCUCACCACUGGAGACAAGCUGCAGUUCCGUGUGCGAGCCUACAACAUGGCGGGUCCCAGUGCUCCCACCACUCUGGCCCAACCCGUCACCAUCAGGGAGAUAAUGCAACGCCCAAAAAUUUGGCUCCCCAGAAAUCUCCGGCAGACUCUCAUCAAGAAAGUUGGAGACACUGUCAACCUUUUGAUUCCAUUCCAGGGUAAGCCCAGGCCAAAGGUGACAUGGAGUAAAGAUGGGGAGCCUCUGGAACCCACAUUCGCUAACGUGAGGAACAGCGAUGUCGAUACAAUCCUCUUCAUCCGCAAGACGGACAGAAAACACUCGGGGAAGUAUGAUCUCCACGUGCAGAUUGAGAACGUGGAAGACACGGCAAGUGUCAAUCUGCAGAUUGUAGAUCUCCCAGGGCCUCCCGAGGCUCUGAAGAUCAUGGAUGUCUGGGGCUUCAACGUGGCACUCGAGUGGAAGCCGCCUAAGGACAACGGUAACUGUGAAAUCACUGGUUACACCGUUCAGAAAGCUGACAAGAAGACCAUGGAGUGGUAUACAGUCUACGAUCAGUACAGGCGAACCAACUGCGUCGUUUCUGACCUCAUCAUGGGGAAUGAGUACGUCUUCCGAGCCUUUUCCAUGAACCUGGUGGGCCUCAGCCUAGAGGCUAGAGAAACAAAAGACAGUGCUUACAUCCAGAAAACAGGUAUCGCUUACAAGCCGCCCUCCUACAAGGAACACGACUUCUCGGAGGCUCCCAAGUUCACACAUCCUUUAGUGAACCGCUCUAUCAUAGCAGGAUACAGUGCAACCCUCAGUUGCUCAGUCAGAGGUAUACCGAAGCCCAAAGUGACCUGGUACAAAAACAAGAUGGACAUCUCAAAUGAAGCCAAGUACCGAAUGCUGAGUAAGCAGGGCGUCCUGACGCUGGAGAUCCGUAAGCCCUGUCCAUUCGAUGGGGGAGUGUAUAUGUGCAAAGCAGUCAACGACAGCGGAGAAGACAUUGUGGAGUGUAAACUGGAGGUUCGCUCUCAAAUUGUGAAAGAAGAAAAGAAAGACGAAAAGAAGAAAGAGCUCCGAGCUGCUGAAUGAAGAGAAGAUCGAUUUGUCUCCAGCGUCUCCUGCAUGUCGACUGUUUUGUGUCAUUUGAAGCUCUUCACCUGCAUAACAAACUGUGUUUAGCUCACUUUUUUUUUUUUGUUUUGCAUCACUUCCCUCAUUUACCAUUAUCAAGUCAUCCUCGCUGUUAAUACAUUUAUAAACUAAAUUUACUACUUGUGCGGGGGUUGCUGUAAAUUUAUAAACUAAAUUGACUGUU